AUGCCUGCAAGAUCUUCGUCUUUGCCUGGGUCACAUCAAGAACCUCCUGAAUCCGCACAGGCAGACCAGGUAGGAGAGAAGGUUAUGUUUCAUUGUCAAGAGGAAGGGUGUAUCAAGACCUUCCAGUCAUUUGCCUCGCUCCAAAGGCACCUGGACGUUGGUACGCACAUGGUGAGACUGGUAAAGGAGUCCACCUAUGACGAGAUCAGGCGAAAAUGGGCGGAGGCAUGCCAUUCCCUGGGUGGUGGCUAUGUUCGGGGUGAUUCAGCUACCUUCGACUCCAGUGACCAAGCAACGCCUGGCGAAGUCGUGGAGCUAGGAUGGGCUCUUCAGAAAAAUCGAAAACCGGUAGCCUUUUCCGAGAAAGCGAAGAGCUAUCUGGUAGACGUGUUUUGGGCCGGGGAGGAAACAGGAAAGAAGGCAAACGCCUCCUUUGUAUCCUCCAGAAUGAAGUCUUUGAGAGACGAGAACGGGCAGAAGAUGUUCACAAAGACCGACUGGUUGACAGAACAACAGAUUGCUCGAUACUUUAGCCGACUCUCCGCCCUCAAUAAGGCUGGUCGAUUACAGAGAGCCCACUCUUCCUUAAUGAAUGAGGACGAAGAGGCUGAUGCCGAUGAUCUUGUUGUAGAAGCCGAGGCUGUCCGGAGAAGGCAGCAGAUAAGGAAGGACCUUGAACUUUAA
Molecule: messenger RNA, 684 nt
Organism: Porites lobata
Lineage: Eukaryota; Metazoa; Cnidaria; Anthozoa; Scleractinia; Poritidae
Source: the annotation of a GenBank genome assembly